UCUUAAUCUACAAUAAGCAAACCACAUUUAGUUUAACAACUGAAAACUAAUUAAUCGCUUUCGCACAGUCUUUGAUUCGUGGUAAAAAUAGAUGACACAUUCCCUACUAUUAGAGGUUGCAAAGUAAUCGAUCGUAACGGCGAUGGUAGCCGAUAUACUUAGGUACUUGUGAUCGGUGCGUUUGUAGGAAUCAUCGUGGCAAACAUUAGAAAGUGCUAUACGAAUUGUUUGCAAGGGAGAAUGGGUACGAGAAGGUGAUAGUGCGCAUACGUAGCUGGCCGAUGGCGAUGCAAAUUUUAUUAGUGACGCAUUUUAUCGGCCGCGCCUUUCCUACGGAAUAAGGAAACUGAGAACAUGGAAGCGCGAAGCGGAGAAAACUGUUCUGGAAGAUUUCAGAGCGUUCCCUCUGUAGAAACUCUGGUUCUGGCUGGAAGACUAGGUAUAGGAGGGGAGAGGCCGUUUCCGCUUACGUUUUCCCGGAGAAAGAGCUGGUUGGUCGUCUCGAGGACGACGGUAGGACGGUACGACGAAAGGAAAAAGUCCGAGAAGAGCCGAGGAAGAACGUCGAUAACGUUGGAAAAACGUAAAACGCGCACCGACGAGGAGGAAAAGGAAACGCCGCGUGUAGUAUAGGGAGAGGAAGGAGCGGAGGAAGAGAGAAGGUAGUAGCUUCCCAUCGAGCGAGAACACGAAGUGUAUAUACGUAUCAGUGCGGCGGAGAGAGAAGGAGAGUGCGGAGGAGAGGAGAUGAGAGGAAAGGAGAAAAAGAGAGAAGGGUGGCGGAGACGGUGGAAGAAAAGGGGCCACGAGAAAAUAGCGUCUUCGCCUCGUGGGGAGGGAACGAGGGAACGAGUAAAUGGAGGCAACGCGCGGAGAAAGAGGGAACGAGAGACGAGGAGGGUCGAGAAAGAAACGAUGAAACGACCGAGGGACAAGGAGGGCCAGAGAAAAGAAAAGAGGGAGAUGAAACGAGAACGAUACGGGGGUAGAAGAAGAGGGGAGCUUGCUCGUCUACUCCACGAAUGGCAGAGAGACAGACGGGGAAAAAGAAAGAGGAUGGGAUCCGAGGGAGGCGAGGUGAAAUUGGACACAAAAAGCUCGAAGAAAAAUUGAGAUGAAUCGUGGAAGGGAAGAUGGAAGGGAGGAUUCUCUGAAAGGGAGAGACCAACGCAGUGUCCUUCUCCGAGGCCGCGAAAGAAAGCGCGAACGCGCAAGGGAUGAGCGUCCAUCGAUGCGACAUAUUUAUCGCCGAUUUUGACAAUCUUUCGAACGAAUAAAGCAGACUCAGCGCCCACGCGCUUUCCUUCUCGCGAUCGCGUGUGCAACUUGCUCUGUCGUCGCACUCAUCUUUGCUGCUGCUGCUGCUGCUGCCGCCGCUUCUGUUUUUGUGACGAUUGCUCACUGUUGUUGAAUACAGGCGUUAUAUAUACGUCGGCGGCAUGGCCGGGCAGCACUACUGCCUGCGUUGGAACAACUAUCAAUCAAACAUGACGUCCGUUUUUCACCAGCUCCUCCAAACGGAAGCUUUCGUGGACGUCACCCUGGCAUGCAACGAAGCUUCCUUAAAGGCACACAAGGUUGUAUUAUCCGCGUGCAGUUCCUAUUUUCAAAAGCUUCUACUGUCAAAUCCUUGCAAACAUCCUACGAUCAUUAUGCCGCAGGAUGUGUGUUUCAACGAUCUCAAAUUCAUCAUCGAGUUCGUCUACAGAGGAGAGAUCGACGUUUCACAAGCAGAACUUCAGUCACUGUUGAAGACCGCCGAUCAACUGAAGAUCAAAGGACUCUGCGAGGUGCCCGAAACCAGAGAUGGUCCACCCUCUGUGAGCCUGAGUUCGCCGCCGAGGGAACCCGGCACUCCUAGGAUAAAUUUCACUAAGCUGAAGAGGCAUCAUCCGAGAUACAAGAGGCCCAGGACCGCAUUCGAGCCUCGUGCAACCGAUUCGAGGCAUUACGAUCGUUACAAAGAGGAAGAAUCGAAAGAUAAUUACAACCGCGAGAACAAAGAGAACCAUAGAGACUGGCAAGCCGAUGAUGAAGAGUGCACGGAGGCAACCACGGGAGCAGUAGUCUUGGAAAGUUGCCAGCGUAACAGCAACGCCAGUAUCGCCAGCACCGGCAACAACAAUAAUAACAAUAAUAAUAGCAACAACAGCAACGGUAACAGUACGAGCAACAAUAACAACAACGGUGAUAUGUUCUGUCACACAGGUCUCGGACACUACGGUCAUCAUCCGGAUCCCGGAGAUGUUGAUCUACCACCGGAAACUCAACCUACACCACCAAGUGCCACGUUAGUCGGCACUACGAUUACUCACUUAAGGGACCCGGAUCACCAUGCUACAGAAAUCCAAACUUGCGACAGUGUAAAAAUAAAAUUUGAGACGUUACACACAAUGGAUUCAUCGGACACGAUCGAUAUCGACAGCCACAUGUCAGAUCGGGCGAGCGUUAGUUCUAAGAACGCAGCCGACAGCGACAAUAUGAUGAUGAUCACACCAGAAUUACUCGGAUUAAUGCCUUCUGGUAGUUCGGUACACUCGGAUUCCGGGGAGACCAAUUCGAGGGGUCACUCUGGACAAUCGAGUUCUCAUCAUCACGGCUCGAAAUCGUGGACUCAAGAGGAUAUGGAUGCCGCGUUGGAAGCCUUACGAAAUCACGACAUGAGCCUUACAAAAGCCUCCGCAACUUUUGGUAUACCUUCGACAACGUUAUGGCAAAGAGCGCAUCGGCUAGGUAUCGACACACCGAAGAAAGAUGGGCCUACCAAAUCCUGGAGCGACGAGAGUUUGAACAACGCACUCGAAGCGUUACGAACUGGAACGAUAUCGGCGAAUAAGGCAUCGAAAGCGUUCGGUAUACCAUCAAGCACAUUAUAUAAAAUCGCAAGGAGAGAGGGCAUUAGAUUAGCUGCACCUUUUAAUGCGAGUCCCACCACUUGGUCGCCCGCCGAUCUCGAUCGCGCCCUGGAAGCAAUACGCUCUGGUCAGACAUCGGUCCAGAGAGCCUCCACCGAAUUCGGUAUACCAACGGGGACUUUAUAUGGCCGGUGCAAAAGGGAAGGAAUCGAACUUAGCAGGAGUAAUCCUACGCCAUGGAGCGAAGACGCUAUGACUGAAGCCCUCGAAGCAGUUAGAUUAGGCCACAUGAGCAUCAAUCAAGCGGCUAUCCACUAUAACUUGCCGUACUCUUCUUUGUACGGUCGCUUCAAAAGAGGGAAAUACGAGGAGCCAUCGGUCGGCGAUUUAUCGCAAGACGGUAGCAAUCCGCAUUUCCAUCAAAGUCCAACUCAGAAUCAUUCGUCCGCCGUUCCGGAUCAAAUGCCGUACCAAGGCAGCUGAAACUUACCUCUUUAUUAGAUCGGUUUAAGUUAACUUGAAAUCGUCGAGUUUCUCAUUGCAACUUCACAAUCUAUUGGUGAGAGCGGUGAUACAGACGAUCAAAAGCCACCAACCAAAAAAGCGUGUUUAUACGGGAAGCAAGAAUAAAGACAUAUAUUUCUUAGUAAUUCAAGGCCGGAAACCGGGGCUUGUGGUGAUACUAAGUGAUUGAAAAGCAGGAAGGGUUGGGAUUUAGACCGGACACAACGGGGUAGAGAAAGGGAGGAGUUUGCAGUAUUAAAGACGGAUUGUUUUAAGCGAAUAUUAUGUAUAUUGUGUGAGUCUUGCGUCGAGGCGGAAGUGUAGAUUAUUAAUUAUAAUUUAUAAGAAAUAUUUAUAAAGGAAAAGCAGAAAGUGAAUGCUGUACAGUUAGGAUAAUCCCAGUAAAUCUAGCAUCUAAGUUGCCACUGGGCCAACGCGGAACGGAUAGUAAUUCCUAACGCGAUUCGUUUCUCAAUCUUAAUUUUCUAUAUCUUCUCAACUGACCGGGCUCUGUUGAAAACGAACGACGCAAUUGAAGACUACCUAUGUAUAUAUCUUUAGUAAAUAACGUGAAAAAUUAAUUACGGGCGUUUAAAAAAGAGAGGAAGGAAUAUUUCCACGGUUGCAUUUAAAAUCCUCUUAGAACUGAAAUAUCUCGUGAUGAAUGUAUUAGCAACAGAGAACGAAGUAGCAGACAUCUUCCAUGGAACUUAUGUUCUCCGAAAUUUCAAACUCUGUGACGUACGUUAUUUUAGGAAAAUGUGUGAAUAAGUAUAUAGUGCGACGAGUACAGAAAUUAUUUUCUCAUCUCUGUCUAGAAAUGGAAAUGAAAAUGAGCGCAUGGAGUUUCGAAGAAUUCGACCGAUUUCUAAAAAAACAAAGAUACUUUCUUUGUUCAACUAAACUGCCAUGUAUAAAGAAAAUAUGCUACAUCUGUCACCAUUUUAUCAUGCUCACAACUAUUAUAUAUAAAAACAUAUAAAUACAUACUACUUAUAAAUAGAUGUACAGUUUAUAUAUUUUAAAUUAAAAAGUAAUACGAUUAAAUGAAAUGUU
Ceratina calcarata is the source of this 4415-nucleotide messenger RNA. RefSeq names its product pipsqueak (gene Psq). The record is from RefSeq and is a predicted model, not a curated record. NCBI's taxonomy places the organism in Eukaryota, Metazoa, Arthropoda, Insecta, Hymenoptera, Apidae. Gene Ontology annotation, cellular component: nucleus. The coding region runs from base 1440 to 3338 and encodes 632 amino acids. Gene Ontology annotation, biological process: regulation of transcription by RNA polymerase II. Gene Ontology annotation, molecular function: protein binding; DNA binding. The transcript is spliced from 9 exons.